Messenger RNA from Biomphalaria glabrata, 3923 nucleotides. Its product is annotated as ubiquitin-like modifier-activating enzyme 1. Gene Ontology annotation, biological process: DNA damage response; protein ubiquitination; ubiquitin-dependent protein catabolic process. The transcript has 26 exons. Gene Ontology annotation, cellular component: cytoplasm; nucleus. Gene Ontology annotation, molecular function: ubiquitin activating enzyme activity. The record is from RefSeq and is a predicted model, not a curated record. The coding region runs from base 289 to 3486 and encodes 1065 amino acids. NCBI's taxonomy places the organism in Eukaryota, Metazoa, Mollusca, Gastropoda, Planorbidae.
AGUUAAUUUUUUUGUUCGUAGCUUUGUACAUAAAGAUCUAGAAUAGAUUCUUUCGUAAGCUAAAAACAAAAAUAACUUAAAAAAAAAUCGAAAACAGAAAAUAUACUAAGAAAAACAACAACACCAACGCGUUAAACAUAGACUAGAUCUAGAUCUAAUUUUAAAAGAUCUUUAUAUAGAUCAAGAUCUAAUAUUGGCUAGAAAUAGAAAGUAGAGAUAGAUCUAGGUCUAGAUCUAAAGCAUUUAUGAAGAACGUGAUAGGAUCCAAUUAGGAUAUAAAGAUUGAACAUGUUUCCAUUUAUAACUAACUGUGGGAAACGGCAUCGAGGCCAAGGCAUUCGGAUGUCAAGUAGUAGCGGGUCACCUCCUGAAAAAAGAGCACGCCUUGCUGUAAAUUCAGUAGACAGUUCAGAAACUAUUCUAAAUACAAAUAACAUAAAUAUGGAGGGUGUCAAAAAUGGUUCUUCUGAUGACAUUGAUGAAAGUUUGUAUUCCAGACAAUUAUAUGUGCUUGGCCAUGAAGCAAUGCGUAAAAUGGCCAAUUCUAAUGUCCUUGUGUCAGGCUUAGGAGGACUGGGUGUUGAAAUAGCCAAAAAUGUUGUCCUUGGUGGUGUCAAGUCUGUGACCAUACAAGACACACUAGCUACAACAUGGUCUGACCUCUCUUCUCAGUUUUUUUUGAGAGAAGAUGAUGUUGGCAAAAACCGAGCUGAAGUAACAUUACCAAGAUUGUCAGAACUCAAUUCCUAUGUAAGAGUUUCAAGCUCCACUGAACCACUCACUGAAGACUUUUUAAAACAGUUUCAGGUUGUGGUUUUAACAAAUAGCAGUCUUGAGGAGCAAUUACGUUUUGGAGAGUUUUGCCAUUCUAACAAUAUCAAAUUUAUAAGUGCAUCUACUUAUGGUCUGUUUGGACAUGUAUUUUGUGAUUUUGGAAAGAAUUUUGUGGUGACUGAUGUUGAUGGCGAGCAACCUUUGUCAAGUAUGAUUGCUGAUAUUGAAAAGAGUGAGGAUGGAGUCGUUGCUAGUCUAGAUGAAACUCGUCAUGGUUUUAAUGAUGAUGAUUAUGUUACAUUUUCUGAAGUUCAGGGAAUGACAGAACUUAAUGGGUGCAAUCCAAUCAAAAUCAAAGUCCUAGGUCCAUAUACUUUUAGUAUAGGUGAUACUAGAAAAUUUUCUGCUUAUGAAAGAGGUGGUAUAGCAACAACAGUAAAAAUGCCAAAAACCUUUAAUUUUAAAUCCAUUUCAGCUUCUAUGGAGCAACCAGAAUUUUUGCUUUCAGACUUUGCCAAAUUUGACAGACCUGCAAUUUUACAUAUUGCAUUCCAGGCACUCCAUCAUUUUAAACAAAAAAUUGGUCAUUUGCCUAAACCUCGUUGCAAGGCUGAUGCUGAGACUUUCAUUAGUCUUUUCAAAGAGGUCAAUGACAAAUCCAGUGCCAAAGUGACAGAUUAUAAUGAAGAGUUGCUGCAGGAAUUUGCUUAUUCCUCACAGGGAAACAUUUGCCCAGUGCAGGCCUUUAUUGGAGGUGUAGCAGCACAGGAAGUCAUGAAGGCAUGCAGUGGCAAAUUUUCACCUCUGAUGCAACAUUUGUACUUUGAUGCUUUGGAAUGUCUACCGAAAAACAAAACCACUCUCACAGAACAAACCUGCGCUCCUAAAAAUUGCCGUUAUGAUGGAGAAAUUGUAGUCUUUGGAGACACUUUCGUUGAUAAAUUACAGAAUCUUCGCUACUUUUUAGUUGGUGCUGGAGCUAUUGGCUGUGAAAUGUUAAAGAACUGGGCCAUGAUGGGUGUUGGUACUGGAGAGAGAGGUCAAAUUUUUAUUACUGACAUGGAUCGCAUUGAAAAAUCCAACUUAAACAGGCAGUUUCUGUUUAGAACUUGGGAUGUUGAAAAACCCAAGUCUAUCACGGCAGCCAAUGCAGCAAGAGCUAUGAAUCCAAACAUUAAGAUUGAUGCCCGUGAAGACAGAGUUGGACCAGAGACAGAAAGCAUUUUUACUGACAAUUUCUUUGAGAGUCUGGAUGGUGUGGCCAAUGCAUUGGACAAUGUGGAUGCCAGAAUGUACAUGGAUAGGCGCUGUGUUUACUACUGUAAGCCCCUACUAGAAUCUGGCACUUUAGGUACCAAAGGCAAUGUUCAAGUUGUCAUCCCUCAUGUAACAGAAUCCUACUCCUCCUCACAAGAUCCACCAGAGAAAAGUAUACCUGUGUGUACUGUGAAGAACUUCCCAAAUGCCAUUGAGCAUACAUUGCAGUGGGCAAGAGAAGAAUUUGAAAAAGAAUUUCAUGACGAUGCUGAAACAGCUAUACAGUUUUUGACAGAUCCUAAAUUUUUGGAAAGAACCCUGAAAUUACAAGGCUCUCAACCUAGUGAUAUCCUUGAAUCUGUCAAACGUGUUGUUGUGGAUGACAGACCUCAAAACUUUGAUGAUUGUGUCAAAUUAGCUCGAUAUGCAUUUGCUAAAAACUACACCAACAGAAUAAAACAACUGUUGUUUAAUUUUCCACCAGAUCAGAAAACCAGUACUGGUGCCCCAUUUUGGUCAGGUCCAAAACGGUGCCCUACUCCGCUAGAAUUUGAUUCCUCAAAGGAAAGUCACCUUGACUACAUUGUAGCAGUGGCUAACUUGAAAGCUCAUAUGUAUGGACUACCUCAACAAAGAGACAGACAGCAGAUCAAAGAGAUGGUUGAUAAAAUCUCAGUACCAGAGUUUGUCCCCAAAUCUGGUGUGAAAAUUGAAGUAACAGAUAGUGAAGUAGCCUCUUCCUCCAAUACAGACUCAAUGGCCAAUGAGUUAGAUCUUAUCCAGAAAUGCCUUCCAGACCCCAGCACUCUUUCAGGGUUAAAGAUUACUUCACUAGAGUUUGAAAAAGAUGACGAUUCCAACUUUCAUAUGGACUUUAUUGUAGCAGCUUCAAAUCUCCGAGCUAACAAUUACAGUAUACCUGAGGCAGAUAGACAUAAGAGUAAGCUCAUAGCUGGUCGAAUCAUCCCAGCUAUUGCAACAACAACAAGCAUGAUUGUUGGAUUGGUGUGCUUAGAACUAAUUAAGCUGACCCAGGGCCAUACAGAAAUAGAAUUGUACAAGAAUGGCUUUGCUAAUCUUGCAUUACCAUUUUUUGCUUUUUCUGAACCCAUCCCUCCAGCCAAGAACAAGUAUUAUGAUACAGAGUUCACCUUAUGGGAUAGAUUUGAAGUUCAAGGAGAAAUGACUCUACAAGAAUUUCUAGAUUAUUUCCAGAGGCAGUACAAGCUGGAAAUUUCCAUGUUGUCUCAAAAUGUCUGCAUGCUUUACUCUUUCUUUAUGCCGCCAGCUAAACGGCAAGAAAGAUUGGAUUUACCGUUGUCUGAAGUUGUUAAAAAAGUUUCCAAGAAGAAAAUACCUCCCUACGUGAAAGCUCUAGUUUUAGAAAUCUGCUGUAAUGACGAGAAUGGUGAAGAUGUGGAGGUGCCUUAUGUCAAAUACAAUCUCCCCAAAUAGUCAUCCAGCCAUUUGUACAAUUUGUCAUGAUCCAACUAGUUUGUUAUACUUAUAAACAAAACUUGAGGUUUAAACACACACAAAAUAAAUCUCACAUUUUUUUUUUCAUACUGUGCUUUUUGUUCUAAGAAAUGUUCAUUUUGUUCUUCGACCGCCAUCAUUUUGUUGCUUUUGUUCAUUUUGUGGCCAUGCAGUUCCAUGAUUGAUGUUGGCCUGUAGUCUAGUGCUCAUAAAUGAUGCAUUUAUUCAAGUUCAGUGUCCUGAAAGUUUUGACAAAUGUUCUUAAUUUCUGAAAAACAUUAUUUAUGAUUAAAUGGUGGUGCCCUCUUGUUGACUUGUAAAUGUUGUCCUCCGAGACUUUUCAUUGUUUUGAAUGUGAACCUUGAGUGCAUGAUCUCACUUUGACAUUCAAGACAAAUAAAUGUACUGACACACAA